Messenger RNA from Penicillium maclennaniae, 2544 nucleotides. Its product is annotated as threonine/serine exporter family protein. Gene Ontology annotation, biological process: transmembrane transport. The record is from RefSeq and is a predicted model, not a curated record. The transcript has a single exon. Lineage: Eukaryota; Fungi; Ascomycota; Eurotiomycetes; Eurotiales; Aspergillaceae. The coding region runs from base 1 to 2544 and encodes 847 amino acids. Gene Ontology annotation, molecular function: transmembrane transporter activity.
AUGUCAGACCGGGAAAGCGCCAAUUCUACCUCCAACACUACUAGUGACGGUGAGAAAAGUGAUAAGUCUACUGGUCGACCUAAGGAAUGGCAGGACCAAGAUCCUGAAAACAAGCACGAUGAUUGCCCUGAUAAUAGAGAGGGCAGAGACCCUAAUGCGACUCGUGUUCACUGGCGAGCCAAUACUGAGUCCAUGCGAGACAUCGCUCGAACACCACCACGAGAAGAUCUCAGAACAGAAUGGGACAAGGCCCAAAAAGAGGGCGAGCCACAUCCGUCCACCAUGCCAUAUGAACACGAAUCCGUCGAUAUCGCGGAUGAGCCUCGUCAGCCACAACAGGACUGGUCAGCAUCCCAAAAGACUGAAGAUAUAGGGCCGGACGAAAAGGCCCCCCCGGAAAAGCCGUCAGAAUAUGAUCCUGAGCGGAAGAAUAUACCAGCUACUAUGACUCCCUCCUCGGUACGAGAACGAUUGCGUUCAUUCUCUUCCAACUGGUCGCGCAGAGCUUCAGAACUAGCCACACGAUUAGGUCGGCCAGAGUAUACCGGUGAUGAUCUGACGUCGGGUGUCUACCAUGGAGACUCGGCAACCGGAAACGCGGUGCCUGAGUCCGACUUCACCGAUGAUAAACAUAAAACGGAUGAUCAAAAACAUGAAGACAAGGCAAAUAGCAGCUCCGAGGCCCAUAGAUUGGUGCGCGAUCUUACACAAGACCAUUCAUCACCACGGCGGAGAGUUCGAGGGCGACCAUACGGCGCAGGAGCUGGCAAGAACUAUGUCGGUGGACCGCACGAGUUGGCUAUUGAUUCUGGACUUCGAUAUCGCUCUGGCGGAGGUGGUGUUCUGUCGCAAUUGAUGAAGCUACAGGGACAAGAAAUUAAACAGCAGGAGGGGAGUAAACCGCGGACUUCCAGUGAGUCGUCGGAAAGCUCGCAAACUAGCUCUGCUUCUGGAGCCUCUGUUUCCAGCUCAGGGAGUGGGCUGACAGGGAAGAAGGCAAAGCCCGUGAAAUGGUAUAAGAGGCCUCCCAAUACUUCGACAUCGACUUUGAUUGGGGGUGCAGCAAGUUUGAGCGGAGCGAGCACACCAAUCUCCGAUGAAGUGAUAUCUGCGGCGCAGAGGCGACAAGGAAAACAGCCGAAUCGAAACGUAAAGCUCGAGGAUGAGAUUCGAGUAACGGUUCACAUUGCAGAGAUUAUCUGUCGACAACGGUAUAUUAUGCAGCUGUGCCGAGCGUUAAUGUCGUUUGGAGCUCCCACCCAUCGGUUGGAAGAGUAUAUGCAGAUGACAGCAAAGGUACUCGAGGUCGAUGCUCAGUUCUUGUACCUGCCAGGCUGUAUGAUCAUGGCAUUUGAUGAUACCUCGACGCGAACGACAGAAUUUAAGCUUGUCCGAGUGGCGCAGGGUGUUGAUCUUGCUCGUCUCUCCGAUUCACAUCUUAUUUACAAAAAUGUGAUCCACGAUGUCAUCGGCAUUGAGGAAGCAGUGCAGGAAUUGGAGGAAGUGGUUAACUCCAAACCACACUAUCCCAAAUGGUUGGUUGUUCUCGUGUACGGGCUGGCAACCGCAACAGUCGGUCCUUUCGCCUUCAACGCCCGACCGAUCGAUAUGCCCAUCAUAUUUCUCAAUGGUCUUUGUGUUGGAGCUAUGCAGCACCUCGCAGCACCUCGCUCGGUUUUAUAUUCCAACGUUUUCGAGGUGACAUCGACUGUGGUUACCUCCUUCAUCGCCCGUGCCUUUGGAAGUAUCAAGAUCACUUUAGCCGAUGGGAAAAAACAGUAUCUGUUCUGCUUUUCAGCCAUCGCUCAGUCCUCGAUUGCCUUGAUCUUACCCGGUUUUCUUGUACUAUGUAGCAGUCUAGAACUGCAGUCUCAUCAAAUCAUCGCCGGUUCAAUUCGAAUGGUCUAUGCGAUCAUCUUCUCUCUCUUCAUUGGCUAUGGCAUAACAGUCGGUACUACCGUUUAUGGCCUAAUUGAUCGAAACGCCGUUUCAGAUAUUCAGUGUCCCCAGGAAGGUGCUUUCAAAAGCCCUUAUGUCCAGCACUUCCCUUUCGUCUUCGUUAUGACUUUCUGGCUCUUAAUCAUCAACCAAGGCAAAUGGAAGCAACUUCCGCCAAUGACAUUCAUUGCCAUGUGCGGAUAUAUCUCCAAUUACUUCAGCACGCUACGUCUCGGUUCAAAUUCCCAGGUCGCUAAUACCGUCGGCGCAUUCUGCAUUGGCAUCCUGGGUAAUCUGUACAGCCGCUUGUGGCACGGUCAUGCUGCGACUGCCAUUCUGCCCGGAGUAUUCAUCCUGGUGCCUUCAGGCCUCGCUGCGACAGGGUCCUUGAUCUCAGGAGUGCAAUCGGCGGAUGCCAUUCGCCAGAAUGUGUCCUCUCAUCACGCCGCCAGCUCCUCGCCGGGAGCUGGGCUUUCUGGAACCUCGGUGUUUAGUCUGGGAUUCGGCAUGAUCCAGGUGGCUAUAGGCAUCACCAUAGGACUCUUCAUUUCAGCCCUGGUGGUCUAUCCGUACGGUAAACGUCGGAGUGGACUGUUCAGCUUCUGA